This is a messenger RNA of Xiphias gladius (swordfish), 975 nucleotides long. Its product is annotated as taste receptor type 2 member 40. Gene Ontology annotation, cellular component: membrane. Gene Ontology annotation, biological process: G protein-coupled receptor signaling pathway; sensory perception of taste. The transcript has a single exon. The record is from RefSeq and is a predicted model, not a curated record. Gene Ontology annotation, molecular function: G protein-coupled receptor activity. Bases 1 to 975 code for a protein of 324 amino acids. NCBI's taxonomy places the organism in Eukaryota, Metazoa, Chordata, Actinopteri, Istiophoriformes, Xiphiidae.
AUGUUUGGGUCUGCUGAUCUGAAGCUGUGCAGCACUGCCCUCCUGCUGGUCCUGGGACUGCUCGCCAACACCUUCAACCUCUUGGUCAUGCUGGUGCAGCGGUGGCGGUCCGGAGGCCUGAAAACUGUGGCCCUCAUCAUCUGCUUCAUCUCACUGGGCAACGCCCUGCUGCAGAUCUCCACCUUCGCCCUCGUGGCCUCCGUCUGGGCCGGGGUGCUCUGCUGGCCGGACCUACCUUUCUUCUUCUGUGUCGUCCUGUUUGUGUGGCUCAGCAGCAGCUCCGUUAGUUUCUGGUCCGUAGCCUGGCUGAGCGUCCUCUACUGCAUGAGGGUGUUGAGCUUCUCCUCGGCUCUAUUCAGAGCGCUCAAGAAGAACAUCUCAACCAUCCUGAACGUCAGCCUGGCGGUGACCUUACUGACCUCCUGCGUGAUGUUCACCCCUUUCUUCUACCUCCAUUUCCAAAGCAAAACCUUUGUCCCAAACGAUAUGACAGAGAAAGCGGCUUGCGUCAUCAGGAAGCCCCGGUUUCCUGCCUGGAUUAAUGUCAAUGUCUAUGUGAUCAUCUUCAUCUGCUACCUCACCCUGAUGCCCUUGAUGAUCAUGCUCCCGACGUCGUUGAGGCUGGUCGUCUACCUCUGCAAACACACCUCGUCCAUGCGGAAGAAGCGGAGCGGCUCUCACGCGGCAGAGUCGUACCUGCUGGUCUGCAGGCUGACGGUGGCUCUGGUCUGGGUCCACCUCACCACGCUGCUCACCAUCUCCCUCUACUAUUUCCAUGCGAUCUUUGCCUCUGGGCUGAGCACACACCUGCUCUUCCUUGGCUUGUCAUUUUAUUCCGUGGCUUCAGCGAUCCUCCUCACCUGCUCCAACAGAAGCCUGAGAGAGAAGCUCCGAGUGCUGCUCUGCAGGGGAAAGACCGGAAACACACCGGCCAGGAGUCCUGAAAACGAGAGUGGAGUAAUAGCGCCAGUUUGA